Nicotiana tabacum (common tobacco) is the source of this 1164-nucleotide messenger RNA. Its product is annotated as heterogeneous nuclear ribonucleoprotein 1-like. Gene Ontology annotation, biological process: regulation of translation. Gene Ontology annotation, molecular function: mRNA binding. The record is from RefSeq and is a predicted model, not a curated record. NCBI's taxonomy places the organism in Eukaryota, Viridiplantae, Streptophyta, Magnoliopsida, Solanales, Solanaceae.
AGAUAGAGAAACAAUAGGAACAAAAUGGAUUAUGAUGUAGCUGAACAAAAUGAUGGUAACUAUCAACCACUAGAGCCAUAUUCAGAAACCCGUGGAGAUAAUAGUGCAGGCCAUGAAUUAAAGCAUUCAAUCGAUGAUUCUUCUGCAGGAAAGCUUUUUGUUGGAGGCAUUGCUUGGGAGACCAAUGAAGAAUCUUUUAGGAAAUAUUUCAGCAGGUUUGGAGAGACAACUGACUGUGUAAUAAUGAUGGAUAAGGUCUCUGGACGGCCGCGAGGAUUUGGAUUUGUAACAUUUGCUAACCCAGAAGUUGUGAAUAAGGUUUUAGAGGAAGACCACGUCAUAGAUGGUAGAACGGUGGAAGUGAAAAGGACAGUACCUAAGGAGGACAUGCAAGUUAAAGGAGCUCCAAAAACAAAGAAAUUUUUUGUCGGCGGUCUUCCAUUAUCUUUAACCGAAGAUGAGUUGAAGGAAUAUUUUUAUUCUUAUGGCUAUGUUCUGGAGCACCAAAUCAUGCUGGACCGCGAGACUGGUCGGUCCCGAGGCUUUGGCUUCGUGACUUUUGAUAGUGAACAUGCCAUUGAAAAAGUUUUAAACAAUGGUCGUAUGCAUGAAAUCUGUGGCAAACAAGCUGAAAUUAAGAGGGCUGAGCCAAAAAGAGCUGGUGCUGAAUAUGCAAACGGGAGCAGGCAGCAUCAUGGUGGGAGUGGUUCGAAAUCAUACAUUGGCUUCGGUGGGUCUGAAGGAGGGUUUGGUGGUGGAUAUGGCGGAACGAUGGGUAGAGGGUAUGGUGGAUAUGGCGGACAUGGUGGUGGUGGUGGUGGCUAUUGUGGUUAUGGAAACAUUGGAGGAAGUUAUGAUGGAGGUGUUGCAAGAUUUUACUCUGGGUAUGGUGGAUAUGGUUAUGGUUUUGGGUUUAGUGGACCUAUGUAUAGGGCAGGUGUAUCCGGAGGCACUAGCUAUGUGGCUCCUUGUAGCUAUGGUGGUACCACUGGGUAUGCUGGCAGUAGAGGAUAUACAGGCGGUGAUAGUAGCUGGUAUGGUGGGGCUAAAGGCUCUGUAUCUGGCAAUGCUAAAGGAUAUGGUGUUGGUGGUAGCACCGGAGGUGCCAAAGCAUAUGAGAAUGGUGGUGCUGCAAGCAGACGGUUUCAUCCCUAUCAGAAGUGA